Pectinophora gossypiella (pink bollworm) is the source of this 1646-nucleotide messenger RNA. RefSeq lists its product as uncharacterized. The transcript has 2 exons. The record is from RefSeq and is a predicted model, not a curated record. NCBI's taxonomy places the organism in Eukaryota, Metazoa, Arthropoda, Insecta, Lepidoptera, Gelechiidae. The coding region runs from base 85 to 1518 and encodes 477 amino acids.
CCAGUGUGUUUAACUGACGUGCCUCUGUGCCUCCCCCCGCUCUCAUAUGUAACACGUGGCGACGAUCGGACUCGCGUUUUAAAAAUGACUUCGUCGGUGUCAUUCGGCAUUCUGUCCAAUUUCGACCACCUUUCACAGCACUGGAGUAGCUAUAAAUCGCGUUUAACACAGUGGUUUAUCGCGAACGAAGUCACCGAUGAGUCGGACAAAGCGAAGGUCAAGCGGAGGGCGAUUCUGCUAAGCGCACUCAGCGAGAGUACAUAUAAACUGGCAAGUGACCUGGCAUUGCCGAGUAAUGUAGAAGAAUUAGACUAUGAGAGAAUUUUGAAACUGUUGGACGACCAUUUCACUCCCAAACGGGUCGGGUUCGCAGAAAAGUUUACAUUUUAUUCGGCAACACAAAGGCCGGGUGAAAGUCACACUCAAUGGGCAGCGAGGUUGAGAGGACUAUCGGCACACUGUGGUUUUAAGAAUCUGGAAGAGGCCCUAUUAGAUAGGUUCUUGAUGGGCAUGGCAGCGGGACAUGAGCGAGACAAGUUGUUUGCUCAAAACCAGAGCGAGCUAACGUUAGCGAAGGCGGUAGACAUGGCGGAGAGCGUGCGGUGCGCGCGCCGGGCCGCCGUGGCGGGGGCAGCCGGCAGCGGCACCGCCGCGGCCGCAGCUAACAGGGAUCUCGUGUUCGCGAUUUCCAACAAGGAAAAAUGCAGUGUGUGCGGUUACAGCAAUCAUAAAGCAAUACAGUGCCGUUUUAAAAAUUAUAAAUGCAAAAAGUGCAAUAUGAAGGGUCAUUUGCGUAAAAUGUGCACGACAGAUAGUGAUAAUAAAGUGAAAUGCGUCGAGGAAGGUCAGUGGGAUGCGGAGGACGACGACUUAUUACGUCCAACGGUCACGUCACCACCCCAACCCACUGACCUAUCUCAAACUGUGAUGCGUAAACAGUGCUUACAAGCUAGACAAUAUAAAGGCAACCUAAGAUCGGACAUGAGGGUUAACGAAGCUGUGUGGAUAACGAAACACAUAAAUAAUAAAAAAUAUAUAUGGAUUGAGGGCAACAUCAAAAAGAAGAUUGGAUCAGUACUAUAUGUUGUGUAUGUACCAAGCUUGAACAGUGAGGUCACAAGACACAUCGAUCAAAUUAGGAAAAGAGUAUCGGUGGAAAGGGAUACCACCAACUGGGACCCAGAUGCUGUCCCAGAUUUGCAGCCAGCAGCGGCCGAGACCACCGACUUAGUACCACUAGGGGCUGCAGAGGGCAGUUUUUCCCCGCCGCCACCACAGUCUGCACCAGUGGGAGAGGAAGAGAUGAGGAGUUGCGAGACCAGCGGCUCAGCAACCCCUACCGAGCAGCCGAUGGCCGUGAACUACCGGCGGCGCGAGCUGACACCUACUUAUUCAUAUUCGCCAACGACAGGAACGGAGGACAGCUACAGCACUACUCAGCUCGAUGCCCCUGAGCCUGAUCUUGGGUCUAGCCCUGAACAAUCGCGGUCGCUUUUUAAUUUUAAGAAUCUGUUUUAGUUUAAAAAAAAUAUAUACCUGUUUAUAACCUUGUAUUUGUAACUUGUUUUUUAACUAUAAGGGGAAGGGGUUGUUGUGUAUUAGAAGGUAGUUUACUUUUAUUUUGGAAUAAAGCAGUGUGACGCUGA